AUGUAUUUGAGUCCCUUGAUAAUGAAGUAUAGAGAAAUGCAUAAUGAAAAUAAUAUGAAUUGUUAUGAGGAUUUCAAAUUUUGCUCCAGUCCCUUGUGCCUUGUAAGAGUUGAAGAAAGUCAUCUAUGUAUCUUUUCUUUCACUUUGAUGAGUUGA
Melampsora larici-populina 98AG31 is the source of this 156-nucleotide messenger RNA. RefSeq lists its product as uncharacterized. The transcript has a single exon. NCBI's taxonomy places the organism in Eukaryota, Fungi, Basidiomycota, Pucciniomycetes, Pucciniales, Melampsoraceae. Bases 1 to 156 code for a protein of 51 amino acids. The record is from RefSeq and is a predicted model, not a curated record.